This is a messenger RNA of Osmia lignaria (orchard mason bee), 3409 nucleotides long. The record is from RefSeq and is a predicted model, not a curated record. Lineage: Eukaryota; Metazoa; Arthropoda; Insecta; Hymenoptera; Megachilidae.
AUGAGGGUUGUAGCACUAGUCAGUGGUGGAAAAGAUUCUUGCUUUAAUAUGAUGCAAUGUAUAGCUGCAGGUCAUGAUAUUGUGGCCUUAGCUAAUUUAUACCCUGUUGGGAAGGAUGAACUUGAUUCAUUUAUGUUUCAAACUGUUGGAUAUCAAGGUGUUGAAUACAUUGCAGAAGCAAUAGGUUUACCAAUGUAUCGUGAACCAACAUUUGGUAGAUCAAGAAUGCAAGAAAAAUAUUAUUAUCCAACAGAAAAUGAUGAAGUUGAAGAUCUCUUUAGGCUGUUAAGUAAAGUAAAGGAAAGAGAGAAUAUAGAAGCUGUUUCAUCAGGAGCUAUUCUAAGUGACUAUCAACGAAUUCGCGUGGAAAAUGUAUGUGGUCGAUUAGGUCUUGUUUCUUUAUCAUAUUUAUGGAGACGAGACCAAGAUGAAUUAUUAAAAGAAAUGAUAGGAAGUUCUGUGAAUGCAGUUUUAAUAAAAGUAGCAGCUUUAGGCCUUGAACCAAGGCAUUUGGGUAAACCAAUUUCUGAAAUGCAAUCCCAUCUUGCCAAAAUAAAAGAAAAAUAUGGUGUAAAUAUCUGUGGUGAAGGAGGGGAAUAUGAAACCUUCACAUUAGAUUGUCCACUAUUUAAUAAAAGCAUUAUAAUAGAUGAAUAUGAAAGUGUAAUUCAUUCAAACGAUAACAUAGCGCCAGUUGGUUAUUUGAAUUUCAAAAAAAUUCAUGUACAAAACAAAAAUGGUGGUGUAGAAGGAUUAUCGUUACAAGAAAGAUUAAAAAAUGUUCCUAUUAAAUCUCCAUCUGAUUAUAUCGAAGAAAUUAUUGGUCCAGAAUUACACGAUGGUUGUAACCUAUCGGAAGACGAAAAUGAUGAACAUGAUUGUACAGAUAGUAGUCUGAAGACUUCAAAUUCUGGUCAAUUUAAUCCACCGAGUCCUAUGCAAAUUUUAUACGAAGAAGAAGAUUAUCCCGAUGUGCCCGUGGUAAAUAGAAAUCAAACCGGCUGGUUCUGGUUUGGCGGUAUAGCUGGAAAACAUCCAGAUGCUAAAUCCGCGAUGCGAGAGGCACUGGAGAAAUUAAGCAAUCUAGUCAAAAAGGAAAAUCUUCAAAUAUCGGAUAUCGUUGCAGUAACAUUAUAUAUAAAAGAUAUGUCAAAUUACAUAUCUAUAAAUGAGGCUUACAUGUCAUGUUUAAAUAAAACAAAUCCACCAGUUCGCGUAUGUGUGGAAUGUCCGUUAAAUAUACAUGUUGUUCUUGAUGCUAUAGCCUAUAAAGAAACUCAAGACUGUGGUGAUAAGAAAGUUCACAAACGACAUACAAUGCAUGUUCAGAGCAUAAGUCACUGGGCACCUGCAAACAUUGGUCCUUACUCUCAAGCAGUUCGUGUUGGUGACAUUAUCUCAGUUGCUGGACAAAUACCCUUGGUGCCUGGUAGUAUGACUAUUUUGGAAUUAAAUAUUAAAAGGCAAUGUCGUUUGACGUUAAGGCACAUAGAUCGAAUUGUUAAAGCUAUGGAUUCAAAUACGCAACUCAGGGAUAUUGUGCAAGGUAUUUGUUUUUUAACUCAUUCUAGUUACAUACCAGACGCCCGAAAGGAAUGGGAAAAGCGAACAAAUAAUGCCAUCGUGGAUUACAUUGUUGUUCCAAACCUUCCGCGUGGUGCUCAAGUUGAAUGGUGUGUUUGGGCUCAUAGAGAUAAUAAUAGAUUUGAAUAUGAAGAGACUGGAAAAUGUGUAGGUAAUUUCAAAGUGGCAAUAAGACGUAGGUGGAAUUAUGAAAAUAAUGUUUCAGCUAUCGUGUGUUAUAUGUCUACUGGUUCAUCCAACUCGACUGGUAAUUUAGCCACGGAAACAAGUUUGCCCUCUGCAGAAUUAACUGUAAGCGAAUUAACGGAGGCAUUUGAGUAUGUGCUGUGCAAACUUACAAAAGGAUCGCAAACCAUAAAUCCAACCUGUAAUUUACGAAUCUUCUAUAAAGUCGGUAGUUCACCAGGUCCGAACUUUGUUCAAGACGUUCUUUCUAAAUUUUCUACACGAAAUUUAGUUACUACUAUUAUACCAGCAACACACUUACAUAAUUUUAGUACUUUCUUAUCCAUAUGUGGUAUUAGACACGAGUAAAGCCUAAUAACAGUUUUUACGUUGUCAAUUAUUUACAAAGAUUAUUGUAUUGCAAAGGAGUAUCGUAAAAGAUUUUAUUUGUCAUUUAAAUUAUUUUAAUUAGUGGAUAUGAGCCAAGGUCAAUCAAUUUUAGUAUUAAAAUGGCAAUUAUUAAUGGCUAUAGGAAACUCGACCACGGUUGUAAAACUUUAUAUAUUCGAAAUGAUAAUUAUUUAGUAGCAUCAGUGCUCGAAUAUAAACAUUAUUUUUCACCUUUUCUACUGGUCGCUUGUUGGGUUUACUCAGAAUUCACUUGACAUUUGUCAAUAGUGUAUUUAUAUUCGGCUAGUCAACGGGACAUUCGUGACUUUGUCUCGUUAGUGUAAGUGUUCUACGUAAUGUAAAACACGUUAUGUCAUCUCAUAACGUGUACUGUAUGCUACGCCUCGUUUUUGCUCAAGUUAUUUUUUAUUUUUCACAAUUUCACGAUACGUGCGGAGUGUUAAGUGUGUGAUUUUAUGGAAGAAUUUGAAAGCGUGCACAGCCAUUUUUACAGUAGCGCUCAAAGCAAACUGAAUUAACAAAAAGUUACCUAUCAAAUGUAAUUAGAGCAAUCUAUAAAUUUUAACAACAAAUAUGAAAAGAAUCUAGUUUACGUUCUUUUCAAUUUUAUUAACAGAAAACUGAACCGACAAACGGGAAUUUAAAAGCACUUCUUGACGAUCGUCUACUAUCACUUUUAAAAUGCUGCCGAUGUUAUUCCGCUAUCAUUUAAACUUUGUAUCGUGAUGGCAGGUAUGUAGCUUUACAGAAGACAAAAAAAAAGUAUCUACUUCGCAAAGAUAUUGUGAAAAUCCUCGGUAAUUUCUGUAUAACUGAUCUGUGCUCUAGGGAUACAUCUUGUACAAAAGCGAUAUAUGCUAUUUAUUAGAAUAUUUUUGACAGUAUAACAUUCAUGCAAUGAUAUACCAAAGUUUAUAUUUUGCAAUUUUGUCAUUGUUUCGAAUUCAAUAUUGUCAUUUUCUUUUCUUGUACAUAUUACUAAAUAAUGUAAACAUUCUUGUAAUAUAUUAUAAAAUGUAAUUAGUUUUGAACAAGAAAAUUGGUUAUUGAUUAUGUAUAAUUGUUAAGAAAAGGUAUGAAGAAUUUCUGAUACGGGGAAUACACAGCAUACUGUUCACGACAUGGAAGCUGCGUUACUAUAAAUAUGUAAAAAAGAUAUUUGCAAGUAUGGAGCUCUCGCAACAAAGUACUAUUCCGAGGAUUAUAUUGCAAAAGAAAAAUAAAGAAAGUGAUAUAUAUUUUUAAGAAA